Molecule: messenger RNA, 4302 nt
Organism: Drosophila eugracilis
Lineage: Eukaryota; Metazoa; Arthropoda; Insecta; Diptera; Drosophilidae
Gene: Graf
Product: rho GTPase-activating protein 26
Exons: 13
Coding region: 656-3760 (1034 amino acids)
Biological process (GO): signal transduction
Cellular component (GO): cytoplasm
Molecular function (GO): GTPase activator activity; protein binding
Source: RefSeq, a predicted model, not a curated record
UUUUCUAAUCGGAGAUUUAACAGCCAAAGUAAUAUAUAUAUUGUGGUGCAUUUCGAAUACAAUGAAAUGAAAUGUGCAAUUGAUGCUAAAUAAUAUCCGUUUAUUGAUACGAAACGCGCGACGCGGUCAAUUUGCGUUCUUGGAGCAGAGCAACAUUAGAUAUUGGGAAAUUACUCAUACACUAAUGUUUACUCUGUGAGUAAUUUUAACACGGUACAAAUGUGUGUGCGGUUGCGGUACGCGAAAAACUACCGACGGUUGCCUUUCGUAACUAAGAGCAUUUAUUUUUGUACAAGUGAAUUCCAAUGGGCUAAAGUCAUAUGAAAUGUGUAUUGAGAUGAUCCAAUAAACGCUUAAUUUUAAGGAUUUCAUUUAUUUAUUUGUGAUUCCAUUACAUAUCUGUGCUGGAAUAACAAUAUGCAUCGCCCGCCAACUGAAAAUCAGUAUUUACAUUGAAAAGUUAAAAUAUUAUCGGAGUCAUUUUUGCUGUAAAUGUUUCAAACACUACAGCACCAACAAUUUACAAUUAUACAGAAUAUAUUUGCAACUGAGAAAGAACUCAACACUGUGAAAAUUCGAUUUGAGCCUAAAGAAAACUUUAAGAAUACUCGGCCAGCAAAAUUCUUCAAUAUUAUUAAAACCAAAUCCAAAAAACAUGGGCGGCGGCAAAAAUAUACGCCGCGGCUUGGAGCCACUGGAAUUUGAGGAAUGCAUCGUCGACAGUCCGGACUUUCGCGAAAAUUUGAAUCGCCAUGAAAAGGAACUGGAUCACACUAGUCAUCAAAUAAAACGAAUAAUCAAAGAGGUCAAAGAUCUUAUGAGUGCAGCAAAAAUGCUGUCCACUAGAAUGAAACAAUUGGCCAUUUUACUUACCGACUUUAACUUUGAGUGCAUAGGCACUGCUCAGACCGAUGAUGAGAAUGUCAUUUGUGAAAGCCUAAAACGAUUCGGUGCUAUUAUUGGCAAUAUUGAAGAUGAGCGCGAAAAGAUGCUAACGCUCGCUGAUAAACAUAUUAUUGAGUCACUGGAGGAUUUUCGAAAAAAGCAAAUUGGUGGCGUCAAAGAAAACAAAAAAAAAUUUGAUAAAAAAACUGAGAAGUUCUGUCAAUCACAGGAGCGUUUUCUCAAUAUGUCAACUAAAAAGCCCGAAAACACAAUUCAGGAGGCUGAUGCUAGCUUGGGCAUGCACGAGCGCGAAUAUAUUCAAGAGUCACUGAGCUAUGUUUUGCGCAUACAAGAAGUGCAGGAACGAAUCAAAUUCGAAUUUGUGGAGAUAUUGCUCGCAUUUAUUUCUGGCUGGUUGGUUUUUUACCACACAGCUCACGAACAGGCAGAGGAUCAUCGUGACUACCUGCAGGAUUUGAGGCACAAGGUCCAGAAAACUCGUGAAAAUUUCGAGGAGGCCCGCGAAAAAGUGACUGAAUUGAAAACAAAGUAUAUGGAAAAGCGCACAAAGCCCGAGGAAAUUUUUACAAAACGUGGCUAUUUAUUUCUGAUGGAAAAAAGUUCCAUUCUGAAAAUCUCCCUUUUAGAGCCAUUCAAAGCAACGUGGACAAAAUACUAUUGUACAUUCAAGAAGCAGAAGCGGGAAUUCACAAUGUUACAGUUUAAUCAAAUGAAUCACAAUUUUACGAGGCCCGAGGCACGUGAUGACGAGAAACUAACGCUCUUCUCCUGCCAGCGACGGGCAUCUGAGUUCGAGAAGCGGUUUUGCUUCGAUUUGACUUUUAAGGAAAAACCAGGAGUCGUUUAUACAUUUCAAGCUUUAAGCGAAAAGGAUCAUCGGUAUUGGAUAAGUGCUAUGGAUGGCACGGAGCCGACAUAUUUGGCUCCCGGUAAAAUCAAAGUCAGCGAGGCCUAUCAACUGGAUGAACCCGGAUUCAUGUUUAUCCGCAGAUGCAUACAAGUAUUAGAAAUCCGAGGUCUGGAGGAUGAAGGGAUUUAUCGGAAAAGUGGUGUUGGAACCAAAAUCAGCAAGCUUUUGGCUUUGGGUCUCAAUCAAAAGGAAACCGAUGAUGUCUUUAUCGACGACAAGUAUCGUGAUUUAAUGGAAAGCAACACCAUAGCUAGUGCUCUAAAAAUGUAUCUGCGGAAUCUAAAUGAGCCAUUGAUGACAUAUCAAUACCACAGCGAUUUUAUUGAAGCAGCAAAGCAAGAAACCUUAAAUCAACGCGUGAACGAGGUGCACAAGCUGGUCUACAAAUUACCGCAACCUAAUUUUCAGAUGCUAGAUAUGGUUAUUCGUCACUUAACAGACGUUUCACGGAAGUACGAAAAGAACAAAAUGUCCGUAUUUAAUCUUGGAGUGGUUUUCGGGCCAACAUUGUUAAGACCACGAGAAGAAUCAGUGGCAGCCAUAUUGGAUAUCAAGUUUAAUAAUAUCGUCAUCAACAUUCUAAUUGAUAACUAUGAGAGGAUUUUUAAGAACAAACCUAGCGCUGAUGUUAAGUUACCAGAUGCUACGAAAGCACCGAGCAUCAUGUACCCAAAUCGCAGCAGUCCACCGACUCGAAUGCCUCGGGCAUCUCAAAUAGGAAAAGCCGCUUCUACGGGUGCCAUGGGCACCAGUGGUAGUAGCAGUACCACGGCGGGAAAUCAAAUGUUCUUAAAUCAGCAGAAAAUCUAUCGAGUCGUCAGCAAAUCCAACUGUACAGAGCCCUCGAUGUCAUCUAGCCUGCAAAAUAUUCCAAAUGGCGACAAUUAUGCCCUCGGAUCGAACGUAAUGAAUAGUUCGGGUGGUGGAGCUGGGUGCAUAUCCCUGUCGCCACCAAUGCACAUGUUAAAUGGAAUACUAUCACCAACAAUCGGUAGCAUCAAUAAUCUUCACACAAUAUCGAAAAAUGAAGCAAGCACACGACGUUAUGUACCCAGCUCAUGUACUGACACUGAUGUCGCGCCCGAUUAUGGUAUCAUAAGUGCUAACAAUGGUGGUUUGGCGUUACAAUCACAUCAUGCCAUCCCCGUGAGUAGCACAAGUAAUUUUCGACAUCCUGAGUACCUAAUGACCACGGCAACGCCAGUGACUCAGUCUGGCUCCAGUAGCCAUAUAUAUACAAACACCUCUAGUGGUGGUGCUGCUACCUCAAGCAAUCGGAUUAGCCUAAACAAUGUUUCCCCGCCAAAUACCGCAAUGCGAAAGGAGCGAUUUCUGGGCAGUGCCAGUGGUCCACAGCAGCAUCCACCCGUUCAACGGGGUCUGUACUCGUACGGACAGACAAAACAUUAUUCCCCCUUAAUGCCAACAUCAACAUCGAGCUCUAAUGACAGCGUAUGUGAUUCACUUUCUUCCAAUAAUGGCUUGGGCAGCUCUAUUGUCGCAACAAAUAGUAGCAGUGCGAAUGUUGCACAGCAUUUAAGCACACGAAACUCUAAUGACUAUGCACUGACAACGUCACAGAAUUCAUCGUUGUCGCCACUUCUGGGAACCACCUGCGAUGAGGUCGUUACGGCCACAACAUUGCCCUCAGUUAGUCUAAGCUGUGGCGGCACCACAAACGAUAGCUCCGAAUAUCCGCCAAGUAAAAUGCAUCGUAAUCGUGACAUAAACCAAAUAAAACGUGAUUUGUCAACGGGCACAGCUCGUGUGCGCACACUUUAUGCUUGCAUGGGAGAAAGUGAGGGAGAGCUGUCGUUUGAGCCCAACCAAAUAAUAACCAAUGUUCGUUACUCGCACGAACCUGGCUGGCUGCAAGGUACGCUAAAUGGCAAAACAGGACUCAUUCCGGAGAACUAUGUGGAACAUUUGAAGCCUCACCAUUAGAUUUUCAGUUCAGUAGAGUUCUCUAUUAUUUUUUGCAUUCGUCGGUAGAUAAAAUUAAAAUGAAAGAAGAAAAAAAAAUAGGUAAUCUGAAUAUAAUCGUUGUGUAAAAAACUAAUUUUUGAUUACCCAUUUACCCAUGGGGUUUUACAUGAGAUGCAUUUUAUUUUAUGCUGGAAACCAGGAAACCACAAUCUUACCUUAUAAAUAUGUUAACCUUUAUAAUACCAUGACCAUACAAUGUACUUAUUUUUAAUUAUUUAAUAAGGAGUAUAAACUCAGUGCAACUGCAAAGAUUUAUUUACUAAUUGUUACGCUCUUCAUUUGUUGCUUAUUUAUACAUAAUUCACGUAAUUUGUGCAAAAAUGGAUUACAUCGUAUCUAAUAUCUACUACAUAUACAAUUGUAUAAAAAAAUAAAUAGCAGUGCUUCGAUCACUUUUAAAAUGUAAACAUUAAACUGAAGUCUGCCAUAUACCAUAUCAAAAAAAAAAAAUAAAAUAAUAAUAAUAAUAAAUAUUUUCUUAGCAAGGCAAAGAAAACGUA